Messenger RNA from Suillus discolor, 903 nucleotides. RefSeq lists its product as uncharacterized. The record is from RefSeq and is a predicted model, not a curated record. Bases 1 to 903 code for a protein of 300 amino acids. Lineage: Eukaryota; Fungi; Basidiomycota; Agaricomycetes; Boletales; Suillaceae. The transcript is spliced from 8 exons.
AUGCACUUGCAGCUACUAAUGCAACAAUAUCUCAAGCCUACUCCCAACUCCCACUUCAUUGAAAUCGGAGACCACAUAGAAGUACUGGAUGGGAAGCAUGUUGGGAAAUGCAGCAUCGUGGACUGGCUGGGAGACAUUGUGACUGUUGCCUGUGGACCAGAGUAUCAGAUGAAAGGGGUUGUGCAUAACAUUGAUAUUCCAAAUGCUCAUUUGACUAUGCUAUGUGAUGGUGAUCAAUCACUCCUCUGUGUCCCAAUUAGAUUUGUGACCAAGAUAUGCAAUACUUUCUUGGAUUCAUUUCACAAUGAUAUCGGUCAGAAAGUCUUUAUUAUUGGGGGCAACCAGAAGGGCUACCGAGCCAUGCUUUGCUGUGUAUGGGUAACAGCAGACUACACUCAAACUGCACAAAGUUGUUACCAGGUAUGGAAUGAGACUGGAUGGUGCGAUGCUCGAAGGCCCAGAACUAUUGAUGCCCAGGACACUGAAGUGGAGAAAUUGCCAAACAGCAGCCCACUACCUUGGUUGAUGUUGAAAGAAUUUUCAUCAAAACUUUUAACAUAUCAUGUAUUAUUAAAGGUGUCAUCGAACUUCCUCUGUGGCAGGCUGUACAAGCGAUUUGUAUCAACAGCUUAUCCCGACCCAUUCUGCAGCGAAAAUGGACCCAUGCCUGAGGGUCAUGUCAUUGCAUUCUGCACAUUCAAUGGCGCAUGCGCUGCAAUCGAACAUUAUCAUAUCCCUGCUAGCAAUCUGAGCCCAGCUCAUCCAUGCAAGAAAAAGCAACAGUGCCUCAUUCUGGGCAGGGCUCAUCAUGGAGCUCUUGGAACUGUUGUGAAUUGUUGGACCAAGAAACAGACUGUUGACCUUAGUAUAAGUGCUGCUGGUACUGUGAAUACCUACAUCUGA